Messenger RNA from Harpia harpyja (harpy eagle), 1501 nucleotides. It is a transcript of the gene CNPY3, whose product is annotated as canopy FGF signaling regulator 3. The coding region runs from base 86 to 1156 and encodes 356 amino acids. The transcript is spliced from 8 exons. Lineage: Eukaryota; Metazoa; Chordata; Aves; Accipitriformes; Accipitridae. The record is from RefSeq and is a predicted model, not a curated record.
ACAAGCCGCCGCGAUGCCAGGUGAUGGGCCACGCAGCUGGCAGCGACGGUUGGAGGGGGGCUGAGCCCCUCACACUGUGGCUGCCAUGGAGGUGCUGCUGGCUGUCGCUCUGCUCCUGCUCCUGCCCCCUGGCAGGGCCACCGGACCGCUGCCCACCCUGGCCCCGCCACUGAGCAUGAUGGUGGCCGGGCAGCGCCGGCGGCUGGUGGUCUGCGUGGUGAGCGACCUGGCCCCCGGCUCCGGCCACGCCGUCUGGAUCUCCGGUGGGAACGGCAGCACCCUGCAGUCCUUCACCUACGGGGCCUCCCAGGAGGACGGUGGCACCGUCUGCACCGUCUCCCUCCUCCCCGACGACCCCCCGGCCGAGGGGGAUCUCGCCUGCCACGUCGGACCCAACACAACCUCCCCGGCCCACAGCUCCAGCCCCAUCCGCGUCACGGGCGACGAAGAAGCGGCAGAGCCGUGUCCCAGCAGCACAGCUGUGUGCAAGUACGUGGCGGUGGAGCUGAAAUCCGCUUUUGAGGAGACCGGCAAGACCAAGGAGGUGAUUGACACCAAAUACGGCUUCCUGGACGGGAAGGGCUCUGCCGUCAAGUACACGCAGUCGGACAUCCGGUUAAUCGAGGUGACGGAGAACAUCUGCAAGCGGCUGUUGGAUUACAACCUGCACAAGGAGAGGAGCGGCAGUAACAGAUUCGCAAAGGGCAUGUCGGAGACGUUCGAGACCCUGCACAACCUGGUGCACAAGGGCGUCAAGGUGGUGAUGGACAUCCCCUACGAGCUGUGGAACGAGACCUCUGCUGAGGUGGCUGACCUCAAAAAACAGUGCGACGUGCUGGUGGAGGAGUACGAAGACGUGAUCGAGGACUGGUACAGGCACCACCAGGCAGAGGAUCUCUCCCAGUUUCUCUGCGCCGACCACGUGUUAAAAGGAAAGGACACAAGCUGCCUGGCAGAGAAGUGGACUGGCAAGAAGGGUGAUUUGGCCAGCGCGGGGGAGAAGCAGAGCAAGAAAAAGAGCGGGAAGAAGAAGAAAAAGGGCCGGAAGGAUGAGGACGAGGGAGCUGCCAGCCUCCCGGCCGCAGGGGAGGCCCUGGAGGAGAGCGGGGUCCAGGAGGAGCCUCCGCUCCCCCACAGCCCGUCCGAUGAGCUGUAGGGACGCAGCCCCAGCCCCCGGGGUCUCACCCCGCCGUCUCCCGCGGGUACCAAAGGAAAAGGGACUUUGUGGCGAGGCGUGAGCGACUGACCCCGGGGAGGCUGGAGACUUACAAGGGGGGGGUGAUCCCACGAGCGGGGGUGGUGGGUGACACGGAGCCACCGCCGCGACGCUGCUGGGGCUCCGGCCACGGGAGGGGCCCUGGGGUCGGCUCCUCGUCCUGCCCGCGUUGCCCGCACCUUGCCCGGACUGUAAAUAAAGCCGUUUUCCCCAGAACCGCCGCCGCUGCCGGCCUUGCUUCGCCCGCCGGGCCGGAUCCCGUUCCCGCGGUGGGCGGGGCUCCGC